Sphaeramia orbicularis (orbiculate cardinalfish) is the source of this 5598-nucleotide messenger RNA. RefSeq names its product rhomboid, veinlet-like 1 (Drosophila) (gene rhbdl1). The record is from RefSeq and is a predicted model, not a curated record. Bases 445 to 1563 code for a protein of 372 amino acids. Gene Ontology annotation, cellular component: membrane. Lineage: Eukaryota; Metazoa; Chordata; Actinopteri; Kurtiformes; Apogonidae. Gene Ontology annotation, molecular function: serine-type endopeptidase activity. The transcript has 8 exons.
UAGCAGUCAGUGCAAUGGGAUAGGGGAGAGCGAGGAGGAGGAGGAGGAGAGUGAAUGAGAGCUGCUGGAUCUGCCUGCCUGCGUGCCUGCCUGUCGUCUGCUGAAGCUGGGUUUACCGCCGCGCCACGCUGCACUGGCACAAGAGCAGAGUCACGGCCUGUUUGCACUCACUCAGCACCGACCCCAGACCCGGACCACACUCCAGCAUCACCACCAACAAGGAAAAACAGGAACCGAGGCUUUCUCUCUCCAUCACUAAGGGGAGGGACAGCAGCUACGAAAAGGGGGCCUGACGCUACAAUUUAGGCACCAGCUGCUACCUCAACCGAAUCCCCCUCCACCCUAUCCCAUCUUUACCAACACCACCACCACCACCACCACUCCUCUCUUGCUCCUCCCUAUGCCCUUGUCCUCGGCGGCUCCUCUCACCUCCCUGGCCAGUAUAUGGAUAGAAGCUCCCUGUUUCAGCUCAUACAAGAGCAGCUGGACCCAGAGAACACCGGUUUCAUCGCAGUGGAGAACUUCACCAGCUUGGUGGAGCACCAUGAACUGCAGCUGGACCCGUCCAAGCUGGACAUGCUGUUAGCCCUUGUCCAGAGCAAUGAAGAGGGGCAGGUGUGUUACCAGGAGCUCAUUGAGCUGAUGAGCAGCAAGCGCUCCAGCAGUUUCCGACGAGCCAUCGCCAAUGGCCGCCGCACGCUGCAGAGGGAGAUCCUGCUGGACGAGACGGGGCUGGGCCUGUACAAACGAUUUGUUCGUUAUGUGGCCUAUGAGAUCCUGCCCUGUGAGACAGACAGACGCUGGUACUUCCACCAAAACCGCCUGUGUCCCCCGCCUGUCUUCAUCGCUGUCGUCACCAUCGUACAGAUUAUUGUAUUCAUGUGCUAUGGCAUCAUGUUAAACAAAUGGGUUCUGCAGACCUAUCAGCCAGACUUCAUGAAGAGCCCCUUGGUCUACCAUCCCGGCCACCGCGCACAAGUCUGGCGCUUCUUCAGCUACAUGUUUAUGCAUGUUGGUUUGGAGCAGCUUGGGUUUAAUGCUUUACUACAGUUGAUGAUCGGCGUUCCUUUGGAAAUGGUCCACGGUAUCUUACGAAUAAGUCUGCUUUACAUGGCAGGCGUGCUAGCUGGCUCGCUGACAGUGUCCAUCACCGACAUGCGUGCUCCAGUGGUGGGAGGUUCUGGGGGGGUCUACGCACUGUGCUCAGCCCAUCUGGCCAACGUUGUUAUGAACUGGGCCGGGAUGAGAUGCCCGUACAAGCUGCUCCGCAUGAUCCUGGCACUAGUUUGCAUGAGUUCGGAGGUGGGCCGUGCAGUCUGGCUUCGCUUCUCCCCCCCGUUGCCCUCCUCGGGGCCACAGCCCAGCUUCAUGGCGCACUUGUCCGGGGCCGUGGUCGGGAUCAGCAUGGGGCUGCUGAUACUGCGCAGCUAUGAGGAGAGCCUGCAGAAGCAGUGCUCCUGGUGGGUCAUCAUCUUCUCCUUCAUCACGUUCCUCCUCUUCGCCAUCUUCUGGAACAUCUUUGCCUACGAGCUGCUGGGGGUGCAGAUCCCCGCUCCUCCCUGAUGAAGGCCCCCCUCCUCGGGCCCUCAUCCACCUUCACAAUGACUUCAAACACCAAACAAAGGUUCCCGUUUUGCUCAUAGUUAACUUUCCCAUUUCCUCUCAAGUUAGACUCAAAUGAAAUAAUAGGAAAUCUUUCACACUAAAGUCGACCAAGAAUCGUUUUUUACAGAUACUUUGCAAAUCAAAGAAAUAUGUCUCUUUUAUUAAAGAGGGAUUACAGUAGCAACAAGUACAGGUGAAUGUUCCUCAGAUCCUAUUGAGGAGCAUUGUAUCUUUUUAUAUAUGUUGAAAUUUCAUUCACAUUACCAGCUGUAAAGUUUCAGUGAGCAUUUUGACAUUGUGCUCUUUAUUUGUGUUUCAUCAGUCGUUUAGCUGAACGCACCUAAAGUACAAAAUAUCUGAGGAGUUCAUGACACAUGCCUCUGUUGAAAAGAAAAAAGUAGGUGAAGUGAAAGUGUGCACCACAGCUGAUACCAACGCCAAGAGAAGUUCUGUCUUAUAUUAGGUUCAAAGAUCAGGAUCAGUAGCAGUGUUUCUCCUGAAGCUGUGAGGGAUUCGCUGGUUUUGCUUAAAGUCAUUUGAUGCAGAUGAUAUGAAUUUAAAUUUCAGCUGUACUACAAAGCUGAACUGCAAGGUUGAAAAACGUUUUUUUGGCAGAGCACGCUUAUUAUUAUCCAGGGACAGCAAUAAAAAGAAAAAAAACAUAAAAGUACCAGUGAAAAACGAUUGUAGCUAUCACUUUUUAAAACUUUACAGCCCUGUUGUAACUCACAGCGGUCACUGUGACUUUUUGCAAAGUUGCCGGCAUGAUAAUUUGAAAAGAAAAAGCAUCUAUCAGAGUAUUUUCUUAAAAGUCACUGAAAAAUGUCUUUGGUUGAGUAAAAAGACAUCAGUCAGACAUUGUUGAGUGAAAGUGGAUUAAGAAAUCUCUUUUCAGAGCAGGUACAGAAAUUUAUCAUUUCAGGAAAAUACACAUGGAUUUUAAAGCUUCUGUCAAGUCGUACCUUAACAUUAGACAGAGGCGUCACUGUCAUUUUAAGUUACUGUAUUAUUUACAUGACAUUAUACCUACACUGUGGAUACAGAUCGACAUUUUCACACAACAUAGACAAGACAUGCAAAUGAGAAAUCAUGGUCGCAUGACAGGAGGGACAAGACAGAAAAUUAUGAAAAAAUGAAAGCUGAAGUAGUGUUUUUUUUCUGAAUGGUCAUCACUUCAGCGAGUGAACUCCUCCUGUGUCAAACGCCACCAACUCGCCAGGCGCACCGUGUAAAAUAUGCCAUGUCAUGCUCUGUGGCUCUCAGCGAGACAAGGACACAAACACGAACACUCACACAUCCGUCUCCUCUUUGUCUUUGAGAGCAGCCACUGCCUGAUUGUGUAGGUCAAUGUGGACAAACCGAAGAGAAGAACACACACAUACACAAACAGACACACACACAGAUACUGGCCUCUGCCUGUUCUCGCUCUGACAGACUGAACUGGGGAGGGCGCGGAUGUGUCAUCACCUGACCUCUGACCUUUCUGUCCCAGAGGGCAUUGGGGUCUCUUUGCCAGGCCCAGUCUAUACCUCAGUUUCUCAUUCUUAGGGACUGUAUACUUUUGUAAAGGAAUGUACCUAUAAAAAAAAAAAACAACAACAAACAAACAAGAGUGUUAUUAAGUUGUCCCCGUUUUUCAUUUGAUAGUGGAUGUGUAUAUUGUAUGUUCAUAACCAAGAGUAUAUUUAUUUGUAUUUUUUUCCCCUAGCAGGGAAAACAGAAAAGUUUCAAAUGGUGCAAAAUUAAUGCUAUGAUUGUUGUUCUUCUCAUAACUCCUGUAUGGCUUUGAUCCUCUGAAAAAUAGUCCAUGAGGCAAAAUCCCCUGGUUUGUUCGAUGGCCACCAACGACUCAAGCUUGCUUGAUUUUAUAAAUCUUUAGUGCUUUACAAAAUAAGCCAUAGAAAGAACUAAUGUGAGAAGGCAAAGGUGUAUGUUGGUUUGAGACCUGUUGUAUGGUAGCUCAUGAACUUCAAUUCAGAUUUCAUUUCUGUGUGCUCCAAAACUGAAAAACGUUUCUUCAAUGUGAAUACUCUGCAGAUGAGGUUAACGAAGACAAACUGUGCAAGAACAAGCCUGUGAAACCCUGGACUGUUUGAGAUAUUUUUAUGUAGCUAGAUGCAUUUUUACUACUUGCUUGAGAGUCAACGCAGCUUCAUUUUGCAAGUGCCCACAUCCCGAACUCUCCCCCCGUGGUGUGUGACGAUGCCUCGCUGCAGUCCCUCUAUACAGAGCCUGUGUCGUAUAUUAGCUCCGCAGAGAUUCGAGCUUUUUGGAAAGCUGAGCUGAGGCAAGGAUAGCGAGUACAUUUACCCAUGCUGUGUUCCAUUUUUCAGGCUUUCGAUCAAUAAUUCAUUUGAAUGUCCACUGGCUGCCUGCGAAGAAAAUUUUUUUUUUAUGCAUUUGCCAAUUCUGAUGGUUGGUCAUAAAUACAAUUCUGAGAAGUUGCUUCCAAAUGAAAGUGUCAGUAGUAACAGGAGAUAUUGUGUUAAAUGAGAGAAUCAGUGUGAAAUGGCAAGAAUAAGCCAUUUUCAGAUAUUAACAACAUGAAAAGUGAAGAUCAGCUGACACACAGAGGUAAUGAAGCCUUGAUGGAAACUCUUAUGUAUACUAGGAAAUAUUAUUGCUGGGGAUAGCAGAGAUACAUGGAUGAAUAAUGCAUACAUACCCUGUUAGCCUAUAAUGAAGAUGAAGACGAUGCCUGAGAGGAGGUUAAUGUGCCUCUUUAACUUAAGAUUCAUAGGAACCCGGAAGGGUUGUAAAAAAGGGCUAGUAAAUGGAUAUGUUUUUGUAGAUCACAUUAACUGUGAAUAUCACCCCUCUUGGAUGGACUAAAAUGAAAGGCUUAUGUCCCUGAACCUCAAAAAUUAUACACAAAUAAGUUAUAUAAAACAAGUGAAUACCCUUUAUAAUGUAUUUAUGCAAAAGAACAAAGCAGACAAAAUUGUAGUCAGAAGAGGACAAAAUAAGUGCAUGCAGCUUCAAUAGCCAGGUAGAGGAAAUGUUUUAGUAGAUUAUUACUUUUUCUGCAAGGCAAAUCUCCUGGCCUGGAGCCUGAGCCAGCCACAGCACCAACACACCUCACAUCUGAGAAUAGAGGCAGCUUGCCUCGAAGGAAACGAGUCAAAGGGAGUGACAGAGGCCUGAUCCUCUGUAAGUGACAGGUUUAGUUUGGUGUGUGUGGAAUGGAAAGACAGCAGCAUCAGUGGCAAAGGAACAAUGUCUGCACCUGCCUCAUAAAAAAAAGAACCUCAGCAGGGCUGUUGUCAAGCUCUACCUGCCCUCACAUCCUGUCAGCGCAUGUCACAACACCCCCAGUGUCAGCAUGAUGCAUGGCUGUUGUGAGGAACCCAAAGCCAGACUGUAAACGGGAUAUCGUCCUUUAAUAGGUGGAUCUGACAGGCUGCGGGAUGUUAAUUUAAUGGCUGUCUUUGAGUGACAUAUUUGUUUUCAGCGCUAUAAGAAAGGAAAUGGCAAUGGGCUGAGUAGGAGCAGCCGAUCAGAACAUCACUCCACAUAAUCCACACCUUCUCUGUGGUUGGUUUGGAGCUGAUGAGAGAGGUCAAGAGAUGAGAUGUAACAGAUCGCUUAAAGGUUAGAGCAAAACCUGUGUGAGUCUCAUUGAUACAUGAACCCUUGUUGAUGUGACUGUCCCCAAAACCAUCCAUUUCUGUGCUUGUCUGAUUCAGAAAUGCAGCAUACUUGACGGUUUCUUAUCUCCUGUUCUUGUUUUUUGUCAUCGGUGGACUUUUUUGCACUUAUAAUAACGUAGACAUGUUGUUGUGUGCCAUAUUCUCUACUAUCAUAAACAUUCUUUGAUGCUAUGUUUUUUUAAGGUAUUACCUCCCUAUGCCAAUCCAUUGUGCUGUUAUGCCCAAUGCCUUGUUAUUUAUAAGCCCAGGACUAAGCACCAUGGCGAGAAGGCUGCUUUGCUGUUUUCUAUAUAGUACAUUCUACACGAUCAUGCACAGAAUCCACAAGAGAAAGACGCCGCAG